Messenger RNA from Prunus armeniaca (apricot), 1545 nucleotides. The record is from the annotation of a GenBank genome assembly. NCBI's taxonomy places the organism in Eukaryota, Viridiplantae, Streptophyta, Magnoliopsida, Rosales, Rosaceae.
AUGGGGAAGUGUUCCACAUUCCCAAAUAUUAUUCAAUUUCUAUGGCGGUCGUCUCUCAGCUGGAAUAUCGCUCUCUCCCACUCUCCACAGAAAGAGUACUGUCUGUCACAACUUGACCCAGAUCCACACUUAAUUGCCUUUGCGUGCUCUUCAAAAAGAUGGUAUUCAUGGAUUCACGUUUUCUUCAUGAUUUCCACUACCCUGGCUUUUGAUAUCUCUCGCUUUCUGGUGGGUGAUAUGUCAUCUGAUUUCAAGUUAGAUGCAGUUAAAGGCCAUGAUAGUGAGGACCCAGAAGUUGGUUCUCUAAAUGCAGUUCAUACCAUUCUUCCAGAACGUAGAGCUACGAUUUUGAGUGACAGAUUGUUUAGAGGGAGUCGAGCUGGGCAUGGCGAGACUGUCUCUAUUCCGAAUGAAAAGCGUGGACAUGGGUCAGCAAAGAAAUCUGGACCUCUGUUGUCUGGGACAGCUUAUUGCAUUUCUUCUUGCAGCAUGAUACUGCUGAACAAAGUUGUUCUGUCCAGUUACAACUUCAAUGCAGGAGUAUCCUUGAUGUUUUAUCAGAAUUUGAUAAGUUCCGUAAUUGUUGUCCUCUUGGGCUUCUCUGGAGCUGUUACUGUGGAAAAGCUCAAUUGGAAACUGGUCAGGGUCUGGAUCCCUGUCAACAUAAUCUUCAUCGGCAUGCUUGUGUCUGGCAUGUAUAGUUUGAAAUACGUAAAUAUUGCAAUGGUCACCAUUCUGAAGAAUGUGACAAAUAUUUUAACAGCAAUUGGAGAAUUAUAUUUGUUCCGGAAACAUCAGAGUCAGAAAGUGUGGACUGCCAUGUUUUUGAUGAUUAUCUCCGCUAUCAGCAGUGGCAUUACAGAUAUCUCCUUUGAUACAUUAGGUUACGCAUGGCAGAUUUCGAAUUGCAUACUAACAGCAAGCUACUCACUCACUCUACGGCGAGUCAUGGAUGAAGCAAAAAAAUACACAAGAUCUGGCUCUCUCAAUGAAGUUUCGAUGGUGUUGCUGAAUAAUUUGUUAUCUCUACCAUUUGCUGCCUUCUUGAUUAUUAUGUUUGAUGAAUGGGAAUAUAUAAUAAGCGUGGAUGUAAUCAAAUUGCCUAUGUUUUGGGUCAUUGCAACAGCUAGUGGAUUGCUUGGACUUGCCAUCAGCUUCACCUCCAUGUGGUUUUUACAUCAAACUGGCCCCACCACCUAUAGUCUGGUGGGUUCCUUAAACAAGAUUCCGAUCUCGCUUGCCGGUUUAGUCCUGUUCAAGGUUUAUUUGCCGGAAUAUUCUUCGCCAAGGCCAAGAUGUCCUGAUCCAGGCCUGAAUUUUAGAAUUGAGAUGAAGGAACUAACUCAUGCUCAGAUAAAAGAAAGGCAAACUGCCUGCACAAACAGUUUCUGGGCUUGGAAGAAGUACGGGAUAUACUUCUUUUCUUUCUUUUUGAUGGAGAAAGCAAAGAUUUUAUAUGUUACAAGCAUAGGACCAAUGAGUUACAAGAGUUGGAAAUUGCAAUUCUGUUUACAUUUACUACUUGGUUAUGAUUGGCCAAGCUAA